Rhizophagus irregularis DAOM 181602=DAOM 197198 is the source of this 2907-nucleotide messenger RNA. RefSeq lists its product as uncharacterized. Gene Ontology annotation, cellular component: small-subunit processome; nucleolus. The record is from RefSeq and is a predicted model, not a curated record. Gene Ontology annotation, biological process: rRNA processing. NCBI's taxonomy places the organism in Eukaryota, Fungi, Glomeromycota, Glomeromycetes, Glomerales, Glomeraceae.
AUGGGAAAGAAAAAAAUAACGAAAUUUUCUUCAAAACUUAGGGUUAGCUUUGAUGAAAAUUCUAUUAAAAAUUCAAAAACUUCAAAAACUUCAACUACAAAUUCUAAAAAACCUCGACCAAAAAAUUCUUCAAUAAGCAAACAGCAGAAAAAACCUAAUAAAAUUUUCGGAAAUGAUAUUUUUGAAGUUGAACAAGACGAAACUAAAUACGAACGACGUCGUAGAAAUAUCGAUGAAAUAGAAAGCUACGAGUAUAUCGGUGUUGAUAAGAUUGAAAAAAAGGAUGAUGAGGAGAUUGAUAGUGACGAAGCUUUUAAUGAUUCUGAUGAAGAAAGGUUUGAACAUUUUAUAUUUAGAGGAUCUAUUCAGAAAGACAUAAAAAAGCGGUUGGAUGAAGAGAUCGAUUUAAACGAAACUGAUGACGACUCCAGUGAGGAGGGUGAAUCAGAUGAAGGUGAUGAAUUAGAUAAAGAGUAUCAGGAAGAUGAGAGUGGGAUAACAGGAAUAAAUGUGGAGGGCUUUGUUGGAUUUGGUGAAUCAGACAGCGAUGAAGACGAAACGGAUGAGGAAGUUAAAGCUUUGAUAGAAAAUGAGGAAGAUAAUGAUAUGCAAGAAAUUGAUGAUGAAACCAAGGCAGAUAAUCUGGCUUCUUUUAUUGGUUCAUUAGAUAAAAAAAGGAAAAGAACUCUUGAUGAUGAAAUAAAUUCUUUCGAAAAACCAAAAAAGCAAUUAAAAGAGCGAACAGAAGCUUAUGAAGAAUCAGAAUAUAAUUUAUCAACUAGAGAGUCUUCAAAUGUUAGAAAGAAGAUUGAUCUGAGUGACCUUCUUGGAUCAAUUCAAGAAGAAACUGGUUUUAGUGGAUUGAAACAAAAAUUAGCAUCACUGGAAAGUGGUGGUAAUAAAGGAACUUAUAAGGAACCUUUACCAGCUCCUUUACCUCCCCGAAUUCAAGACAGAUUGAAUAGACAAGUUGCUUACGAAAAGACUAAAAAAGAUAUUACUAAAUGGGAACCAAUUGUUAAGCAAAAUCGGGAAGCCGAACAUUUAAAAUUUCCCAUCAAUGCAUCUCUUCCACAUAAGCAAACAAAUAGUGUUUUGGUUGCCACAUUUCAACCCUCAACAGGAUUUGAAAAAGAAGUAGAUUCCGUAUUGGUGGAAAGUGGUGUAAAGGAAAAGAAUUUACAACAAUAUGAAGAACUUCAGAUGAGUAAAUUGUCGGUUGAAGAGGUUGAAAAACGAGUGAAAGAAUUGCGUAAAAUGCGUGAAUUAGCAUUUCGCGAAGAGAUCAAAGCGAGAAGGAUCGCUAAAAUUAAAAGUAAGACUUAUCGUAAAAUCAGAAAGAAGGAAAAAAACAAGUUAAGUCUUAAACAAUUGGCCGAACUUGAUCCCAAACUUGCUCGUGAAGAACAGUUAAGGCUUGAAACAACACGUGCUCAAGAACGUAUGACUUUGAAACAUAAGAAUACUAGCAAGUGGGCUAAGCAGGCUUUAAAACAUGGACAUCAUAAUUUAGAGAGUCGCCAAGCAAUUGCUGAGCAACUGCGAAGACACGAGGAAUUAAAACGAAAAAUUCAUGACCUUGGAUCUGAUGAAGAAUUAGAUGAUUUUUCAAGUGAAAAUACUGAUGUUGAAAAAGAGGAUGAUAUUGACGCUAUCAAAGCAAAAGUAUUUGACGAAUUGGCACAAUUAGAACAGAAAGAAGGUGAAAAUGAAGAAGAAAUGAAAGGAUUAUUUGGAAUGAAAUUUAUGCGAAUUGCUACAGAAAGAGAAAAACAUCGCACCCAAGGAAUGAUCGAUGAUUUCAUCGAGGAUUUGGAAAAUGAAGAAAAUGAAGAAAAUGCAACAAAAGAUGAAACUAAAAAAGAAGCGAAAGAGAGUUCAAUAACUCACGUUGGAAACAAUCCUGGUAGAAUGAUAUUUGGAGGGGACAUUGAGAAAUCAACUUCCGAACACAAAGUUGAUAUUAAAAAGUUGUCGAAAUCUAUUUUUGACCCGAAAUCUUCGCUCUCAGAGGAAUCGAAAGAUGAUAGUAGACAGACUGAACCUAUUAAUGAUUAUUCUGUGGAAACUAAUUCCGAAGAAGAGAAUCCGUGGCUCCAAACAGAUUCUUCCAGAAUAGUAUCUUCCAGUAAAAAGAAUAAUAAAGGCAUUAUAAAAGAAAACAAUAGAUCUGAUAAGAUAGUAUCAAAAUUGAAAAAAUUGAAACAAGGAGACCAAUCACAAGAUAGUAUUGAAAUUGAUGCAGACAAAGUACUUACAAUCGGUUCUGUACAAAUGACCGAGAAUAAAAAUAAUAAAAUAGAGGAUUCAUCAAUUUCACGAAAUGAUAAUACUUCAAACGCAAAAUCGAAGUUUAAAUCUGCGGAAGAAAAUUCUGACGAUACAUUAGACGUUGAAGCAAAUUUUGUACAUACUAAAGAUUCUAUAGCAUUUUCACAAAGAGAAUUAGUUGCUCGUGCAUUUGCAAAUGAUAAUGUUGUAGAAGAAUUUGAAGCGGAAAAACAAGCAAUUAUAGAGGAUGAUGAGCCAAAAGAACAAGACUUGACGUUACCAGGAUGGGGUUCAUGGGGUGGCAAAGGAGUGAAGAAGCCAAAAAAGAAGAAACUUGUUUUAGCCAAGCCACUACCCGGAGGUAUUGAAGCUUCCAAAAGAAAAGACGUGAAAUUGCAACACGUGAUUAUUAAUGAGAAAAGGAUUAAGAAGGCCAAGAAAUAUCUUUCUACGAAUAUCCCGCAUCCUUUUGAAACCCGUGAACAAUAUGAACGAAGUCUUCGUACUCCUCUUGGCAAAGAAUGGAAUACUCAAGAAGUUUUCCAGAAAAUAGUAACACCACGAAUUAUAACUAAAAUGGGAACUGUUAUCGAUCCAUUGAAUGUACCCUUUCCUACUAGUGAUCUUGAUGAAUAA